Messenger RNA from Filobasidium floriforme, 3351 nucleotides. RefSeq names its product GNAT acetyltransferase 2-domain-containing protein. Lineage: Eukaryota; Fungi; Basidiomycota; Tremellomycetes; Filobasidiales; Filobasidiaceae. The transcript is spliced from 10 exons. Gene Ontology annotation, biological process: rRNA acetylation involved in maturation of SSU-rRNA. Gene Ontology annotation, molecular function: ATP binding; 18S rRNA cytidine N-acetyltransferase activity; tRNA binding. Gene Ontology annotation, cellular component: nucleolus; 90S preribosome. Bases 62 to 3259 code for a protein of 1065 amino acids. The record is from RefSeq and is a predicted model, not a curated record.
CUUGAUACUUGAGGCUUUAUCGUUCUACUUAGCUACUUGUCGGACCGUAUCUAGAUAAACAAUGAGGAAGCAACUAGAUUCCCGAAUCCCGGCUCUGAUCUCCAACGGCGUCGCCAACAACCACCGGUCAUUCUUCAUCCUCAUCGGAGAUCAUGCUCGUGACCAAGUCGUCAACCUGCAUUUCUUGCUAUCCCAAACCCGAGUAUCAGCUCGACCGAACGUGCUUUGGUGUUACAAGAAGGACUUGGGGUUCACGAGUCACCGAAAGAAGAGGGAGAAGAAGAUCAAGAACGAGGUUAAGCGAGGGAUCCGGGAGGCAAACGAACAAAGCCCGUUCGAGUUGUUUGUAGCGGUCACCGACAUCCGAUACAACUACUAUAAGGAGUCUCACAAGAUCCUGGGUCAGACGUUCGGUUUCCUCGUGCUGCAAGACUAUGAGGCGAUCACUCCCAACUUGCUCGCAAGAACGAUCGAGACGGUCGAGGGUGGCGGUGUCGUCUGCUUGUUGCUGAAGAACAUGUCGAGUUUGAAGCAGCUUUACACUAUGAGUAUGGACGUCCACUCGCGGUAUAGAACGGAGAACCACUCGUCGGUGCAACCCCGAUUCAAUGAGCGUUUCAUCUUGUCAUUAGGAGGCAACCCAGCAUGUCUCGUCCUGGACGACGAACUCAACGUCCUGCCCAUCUCUGCCGGAAAGGACAUUGUCGCAAACCCGAACGCUGGACCCAGUUCGCGCAUCACCGCCAGCCAAGCCGAGCUGACCUCGCUGAAAAACGAAUUGAAGGAGACUCCCGUCAUCGGACCUCUUACAAAACUUACUGCCACUACCGACCAGCUGAAGGCUUUGUUGAGCUUUGUCUCAAACGGGAUCACGUCGAAGCAGAUGAACUCGACCGUCUCCCUGACAGCAGGUCGAGGACGAGGGAAAUCCGCAGCUUUGGGUCUCGCCAUCGCCUCGGCCGUAGCUCACGACUAUUCGAACAUCUUCGUGACGUCCCCUACACCGGAAAACUUGAAAACCUUGUUCGAAUUCGUGAAGAAGGGUCUCGAUGCCCUUGGCUAUGAGGAGACUUUGGAUUAUGACUUUGUCAGGACCGGGAAUGAGGAGUGGGGUCGAGCUGUGGUCAGGGUGAACAUCUUUAAGGGUCACCGACAGACCAUCCAGUAUAUUCAACCUCAAGACUCGCAUGUCUUGGGUCAGGCCGAGCUGGUCAUCAUCGACGAGGCCGCUGCAAUCCCCUUGCCUCUCGUACGAAAGCUCCUUGGACCUUACCUGGUCUUCAUGGCGUCCACCAUCAACGGUUACGAAGGUACCGGUCGAAGUCUCUCUAUCAAACUGAUUCAGCAGCUGCGAGAGCAGACCCGACCUGUCAUUGGAAAAGAUGCCCCGGUAGCGGUCUCUACGAAUACUUCUGGGCAGAAGAUGGGCAUGGCCCGUACGCUCGCCGAGAUUAAGCUGGAGCAGCCCAUUCGUUAUGGUCAGGCGGAUCCUGUCGAAAAGUGGCUCAACGCUCUGCUAUGUCUGGACGCUACCACCUUGCCCCGUCACAUUUCUGGAUGCCCUCACCCAUCUCAAUGCGAACUCUACUACGUCAACCGAGAUACCCUCUUCUCCUACCACCCAGCAUCUGAGGUUUUCUUGCAACGAAUGAUGGCCCUUUACGUAGCUUCACACUACAAGAACACCCCUAACGACUUGCAACUCAUGUCCGAUGCUCCUGCGCACCACCUCUUUGUCCUUCUUCCUCCGCUCAAGGACGAUGAGAGCACCCUCCCGGACCCUCUUGUCGUAGUGCAGGUCGCGCUCGAGGGAAACAUCUCAAAAGACCACAUCAUGAACCAGCUGGCAAAGGGUACGAGGAGCGGUGGAGAUCUCAUCCCUUGGUUGGUCUCACAGCAGUUCCAAGACGACGACUUUGCCAUGCUUUCCGGUGCGAGGGUGGUACGAAUCGCAACCCACCCUGAUUACGCUAGAAUGGGAUACGGUGCUAGGGCUUUGGAAUCGCUAAACUCGUUCUACUCUGGAGAUCUGCUCAACCUGGAUGAAGUGAUGGAGGAGGACAGCGUCGAGACUUUUGCCGAGGCUGCUUCCAAGAUUGACAAGGGAACUACGUUGCAGAACGAUAACGUCAGCGUGCGAGAUGUCAACAAGAUGCCACCUCUUCUGCAACGUCUAUCGGAAAGGCGACCGGAACAGCUUGACUACCUCGGAGUCUCAUACGGUCUGACGAAAGAUCUGUUGCGAUUCUGGAAACGGGCCGGAUACGCACCACUAUACGUGCGACAGACCGCCAACGAUCUGACGGGAGAGCACACGUGUGUCAUGCUGAAGACGCUCAAUGGCGAGGUGGCGGGAAGCUCGAAUUGGUUGGCCGCUUUCGCUCAAGACUUCCGACGACGUUUCCUCUCGCUUCUGUCAUACAAGUUCAGGGAGUUUGAUGCGGCUCUGGCACUGAGCGUAAUUGAAGGUGCUAGCUCGGCCGAUUCGGCUGAAUCCGCAAGCGUACUGGCUCCUUCCGAGCUUGGAAACCUGUUUACCCCCUUCGACCUCAAGCGAAUCGACUCGUACUCGAACAACAUGCUCGACUACCACGUCAUCCUCGACCUUCUCCCUUCGCUGGCUUCAAUAUUCUUCACUCGACGAUUCGGCCCUGAUACCACCCUGGCCGCAGCCCAACAAGCCAUUUUAUUGGCCCUUGGACUUCAGCGAAAGACCAUCGAAGACGUCGAGAAGGAGCUCAACAUCCCGGUCAAUCAAGGACUCGCGCUGUUUGUCAAGAUCAUGCGCAAGUUCAGCCGCCACUUGCACGACUUGCAGAAAAAUGCCGUCGGUGCGGAUGUACCGGAGCAGGAGCCUACUGUUCGAAGAAACGUCGCCGAGAGUGACAGCAGUGCCGUGGGAACUAGCGAUUGGAAGCCGAUGAAGACCACCGUCGAGGAGGAUCUGGAAGAGGUGGUCGACGAGGAGACCAAGCGCGCACGAGCGAUGCAACGGGAACUCAUCGAUUCGAUGGACCUUUCUCAAUAUGCUAUCGACGACGGAACCGAUUUCACCGAGGCACAAGCUCACGUCGAGGCGUUGAGCAAGGCCGACCCAAGCCGGAGACAAGGCAUGUCGACGGUUGUGAGCGUCAAGGGAGCCAAGCCGACGACGACGACGAACGACAAGUCCAACAAGACCUCGACGGCAGGGAAGCGCAAGGCAGUCGAGGCAAGCGGGAAGGAUAGCAAGAACAAGAAGCCGAAGAAGAAGGCGUAAUCACUACUGGUGGCGUCUGUUAUCUGUUCUGCUCCAUCUUUGUUUUUGGUUGUACCUCACUUGUGCCCUCAGAUCUCUAGCCUGACUAUGCU